Equus quagga is the source of this 957-nucleotide messenger RNA. Its product is annotated as actin-7. Bases 1 to 957 code for a protein of 318 amino acids. The transcript is spliced from 7 exons. NCBI's taxonomy places the organism in Eukaryota, Metazoa, Chordata, Mammalia, Perissodactyla, Equidae. The record is from RefSeq and is a predicted model, not a curated record.
AUGAUGAACGUGCCCCUCAUCUGCGACUACGGCUCCGGCUUCAGCAAGGUGGGCUUUUCGGGAACCGAAGUACCCCAGGCUGUGUUCCCCACCAUCCUCGGGAAACUUCGGCAUGAUAAUCUGUUGGUGGGAAUGGAAGAGAAAGACUGGUUCAUCGGAGAUGAGGUUCAGAAAAAAUGGGGGCAACUCAACCUGCAGCGGCCCAUCUCUCGGGCGACCAUCACCAACUGGGACAACAUGGAAAAGAUCUGGCAUCACUCCUUCUACCAAGUACUCCGCAUCGCUCCAGAGCAGCAUCCUCUGAUGGUGACAGAACCGCCUUUAAACUCGAUGUCCGUCAAAGACAGGAUGUCGCAGAUCCUCUUUGAGAGCUUCAACGUGCCUGCCCUGUACUUAGCCAACCAAGGAGUCCUUUCUCUGUACUCCUCCGGCCAAACCUCUGCUGACCGGGAGUACGUCCGGGACGUGAAAGAGAAGUGUUGCUAUGUGGCUUUGGACUUUGAUAAGGAAAAGGAGGAAGCCAGCCCCCCUUCCAGUGCACAGAAAUAUCAGCUGCCUGAUGGCCGGGAGAUCCACCUUGGGCAGGAGAGGUUUUUCUGCCCCGAAGCACUUUUCCAGACAAGCCUCAUAGGGAGAAACCGCCCAGGCAUCCACCUGACAGCCUUUCAGAGUAUCAGCUCCUGCAGACGCGGCCUCUGGAAGGUUCUCUUUGGCCACAUCAUACUGUCUGGAGGUACCAGCUCCUGUUUCGGCUUGCGGGACCGGAUGCAGAGAGAACUCUGCUCCCUCGUUACCCCUGCCAUCAACGUGAAGGUGUCCGCCUCUCCGUACUCCUCAUACAGCGCCUGGGUGGGUGGUUCCAUCCUGUGCUCACUCUCUACCUUCAAGGACAUGUGGGUCACCAACGACGAGUACAAGGAGAUGGGUUCCUCUGUCGUCAGUAGGAGAAACUUCUGA